GCGCCCGUGCCCGACCCCGCCGACCUCAUGGAGCAGUGGAACCCCAGCCCGCCUUGGUCCGACUCCGCCCUGCAGAAGAUACUAGUUACAUUUCGCGUGCCCCUAUUUCACCACUCGAGCGAGCUAGCGCGCUACUCGGCGGGCGGAGGAACUAAGCGUUCCGUGUGUCAGGUGCCGGACAUCAUCCAGCAGGACCUGAGCCCCUGCUACAUGACGAGCACCCCUCCGACGCCCACGGCGACGCCGGGCACCGCGGCGCCGCCCCACCACGCCUUCUCCUUCGACUGGGCGGCGGAG
This is a messenger RNA of Gryllus bimaculatus (two-spotted cricket), 297 nucleotides long. Lineage: Eukaryota; Metazoa; Arthropoda; Insecta; Orthoptera; Gryllidae. The record is from the annotation of a GenBank genome assembly.